Molecule: messenger RNA, 968 nt
Organism: Panicum virgatum (switchgrass)
Lineage: Eukaryota; Viridiplantae; Streptophyta; Magnoliopsida; Poales; Poaceae
Exons: 1
Coding region: 89-859 (256 amino acids)
Source: RefSeq, a predicted model, not a curated record
GCUCCUCCUCGGCCGAUCGCUUCGGCGCUCGCUCCACCCACAUCCGAUCCGGCUAACCUUAUCCGCCCGCCCGCUCUCCCGGCCGGCGAUGCUGCUGCCGUCCGCGCCCCACUCCGCCGAGAGAUUCAGCGCCGCGGCCUCCGGGCUCCGAUCCCUGCUCGCCGCGCCCGACGCCGCCCGGGCCGCCGUCGUGACGCGGGCCGUCGUCGCGUCGCGCCGCUGUGCCGGUGGUGGUGGCGAGGGCGUCGCCGGAGCAAGCGGCGACGACGGGACGAGCAUCGGGCACAGUGACGAUAUCGAAAAGGCAAAGAAGGACGAGGAAGAGGGUAUGAAGGAGGCCGCAAAGGAGGAGACCACGGAGGAGGAUGAAGAGGAUUUGGAUGGAUUCUGGGUGUCGUACGGGCGCCGCCGCCCGAGGCGCCGGCUGCCCCCGCCCAUCCCCUCGCUGGUCGCCCGCGGCGCGCUCCGGCGGACGCGCACCGGCGACGGGCGGCUCGUGAUCCGGAUAGUGCCCGUCGUGCGCCCCGAGUGCGUCCGCGCCCGCCGCCGCGGCGAUCGUCUCACCAUGCAGCUCCUCGAGCACCAGGACGAUUCCCCGAUGAUGGCGCCCCCGCUCCGGGAACCCAGCAGCGCGCGACGAAGUUGCCGCGACGUCGUCGGGGCUGCGCGGGCGGGCGAUGGCACGGCCGCGCCGGCGGCAGGAGGUGUCGGCGGCGUGGAGCAGGCGGUGGCAGCACCUCCGGCGGCGCCCCCGCCACGGGUGUCCUCCGUGGGAUGCUUCGAGGAGGUGUUCAGGUUAGACCCGAUCGGCAGCAGCUCGCUGCACCAGAUGAUGCCCAGCCUGAGGAUGGUGCAUUGAUCGACGAGCCGUUGUGGCCGAGGAAGAAACAAAUUUUGUAGCUCCUUGUAUACAGUAGUGCCUUGUAAAUUGUAACCAUACCCUAAUUGGAGGAUGAAGAGAGUAACUA